Messenger RNA from Perognathus longimembris pacificus (Pacific pocket mouse), 3692 nucleotides. It is a transcript of the gene Znf408, whose product is annotated as zinc finger protein 408. NCBI's taxonomy places the organism in Eukaryota, Metazoa, Chordata, Mammalia, Rodentia, Heteromyidae. The record is from RefSeq and is a predicted model, not a curated record. Gene Ontology annotation, cellular component: nucleus.
UCCAAGGGAGCCCGGCCCACUUCCGGCUAGUGCCCGCCCAAGCGUCCGUAAAGGAGGGAAUCGCAUAACCGUCCGACUACGUCGCUCCAUAAAGGAGGUGAGUUGAACCGCUUAGUUCCGCUUUCCCGGACGCAGAGUCCUUGGUGGGCUUCCGGAAUCGUAGGCGCGUAUUGUUUUCAGGCUGAGUUUCGUCUUCCAAGUACUGCCGAACUCUAGGUCUGGUUCGACGAUGAGAUCUGACAUUUUGGAGUCGUUCCUCAGAGGAAAUUUGGAAGUCAAAAGCUGUUUCCGGGAGGAGCUGAGAAGAGGAGGCUCACUUCCGGAGAAGGGAGGCUUUCGGACCUGGGAUGGGGAGGCGGAGCAGCUGUGCUUGCAGACACUGUCGCUCUCCCCCGAGCCGCCUCUGGGCCCGGACUCAGGAUGGAGUUCUUCCAGAGAAGGUUGUGCACCGGACCCCAAAAACCUCCUGCCUGGACCGAGCCCAGCCGUCCUGGCUCUGAAGAGCCUCCCCGGGGGCUUGGCUGUCGACCCCUCGCGUGUCAGGGAACAGCGCUUGGGUGUCUGGUGUGUUGGGGAGCCCUUGCAGCCCGGGCUACGCUGGGGGCCGCUGGAAGAGGAGUCCAUGUCUGAGAAGGACCAAAGAGUGAAGCCAUCGCAGGAGGAAGCUCUAUCACACGGCCCAUGGGGAGCUAUGUGCACCAGGAAAUAGUGUUCAGGCUCGACCAGUUUGGUGCAGCAGGCCAGACUGGAGAGUGAGGGAAAUGUGGCCCUGAUUUGGAUCAACAAGAGGCUCCACCUGCAGGUAUACCAGGUCCUGCUGCCAGGUUUUGAGCUGCUGCUGUGGCCCCAGCAUCUGUCAGAGAGCCUGAGCCCAACACAGCUCAAGACAGAGGAUGGGGCAAUGGUGGUGGAAGAAGAAUCUUCUGUACGAAAAGAAGUAUCCUCCCCUGAAGAAGAUACAGCAGAACCUUGCACAGACUUGGGUUACCUGUCACCUCAUAGUAACCAGGCAGAACACAUGAUGAGCCCUGGACCUGUGUCUCCAUCCCAGGACCAACCUUCCAAAGAGAACCAACCCCUUGGCCCAUUGCUUCAGGGUGGCUGCGUGGAUGAGGAGCACCCACUGCCCGCAGAGACGUCCCCUUCUGCCAGGGGCACCCAGCCACAUGCCUUCUUAACCAAAAAGUUACAUGUCCCCAGUGACCAGCGCCUACCAGGAACAAAGACCUCAGAGCCUGGGGCCCAGCUCUUGGGCUUUCCUGUACACUUAGGAAGACUGCCUGGCCCAGCAAGAAGCUCCCCCAAACAGGGGCGCUGGUACCCAUGUGGGGAAUGUGGCAAGGCAUUCCUGCAGCUGUGCCACCUUAAGAAGCAUGAGUUCAUACACACGGGCCACAAGCCCUUCCUGUGCACAGAGUGCAGCAGGAGCUAUAGCUCAGAGGAGAGUUUCAAAGCCCACACGCUGGGCCACCGAGGCGUGCAGCCCUUCCCCUGCCCACAGUGUGACAAGGCCUACGGCACCCGGCGAGACCUCAGAGAGCACUAGGUGGUCCACUCAGGUGCCCGGCCCUUUGUGUGUGACCAGUGUGGCAAGGCCUUUGCCCGCCGGCCCUCCCUGCGGCUCCAUCGCAAGAGUCACCAGGCGCCUGCUGCCCCUGCCCUGUGCCCAUGCCCAGUGUGUGGGCGCUCCCUGGCCAACCAAGGCUCCCUGCAGAACCACAUGCGUCUCCACACGGGAGAGAAACCCUUCCUGUGCCCACACUGCGGCCGGGCCUUCCGCCAGCGGGGCAACCUGCGCAGGCACAUGCAGCUGCACAUGGGAGAGUGCCCUUACAGCUGCCCACACUGUGCGGCCUUCCCCCAGCUGCCCGAGCUGCGGCGCCAUCUCAUCUCCCACACAGGGGAGGCCCACUUGUUCCCUGUGUGUGGGAAGGCCCUCCGAGACCCACAUACCCUCUGUGCUCACGAGCGCCUGCACUCCAGGGAGAGGCCCUUCCUGUGCCCCCAGUGUGGCCGGGCAUACACGCUGGCCACCAAGCUGCGGCGUCACCUGCAAUCCCACUUGGCUGAUAAGCCCUACCGCUGCCUUACCUGUGGCAUGGGCGAUGCCCUCCCCCAAGGCCUCAAGCGGCACCAGCUUAGUCCCCAGCCCCAGGGUCCUCCUGCUGUCCCCUCUGUGCCUCCUGCCGCCUCUGAACCCACCACGGUGCUCCUGCAGACUGAGCCGGCUCUGCGGGACACAGGCAGCCAACAGGAAGUGCCCCCAGGCAGGGAUGUGGUCGAGGUGAUCAUUGCACUGAGCCAGGAGAAGUACAUUGUAGGGCCAGAGGAGCCAGGUCCCGGCCCCAGCAUGGUGCUGAUCCAUAAGGAUGCGGGCGCGUUUGGUGGCUGGGCUGACAUGGAGGAUGGGGAGGCAAGCACCCGACCCAUAAAGACUGUUCUCGCUCUACAUGUUUGGGUCCUCUUUCUCUUUGCGUCCCCUGGCCGGUACAGGAGUGUCCUGAGAGAAGCAGAUCAGGACAGCCUUCCCUGCUUAUGCACCACUAUUGUGUCCAGGACUGCGAGUGACCUAGCAGAGAUGUUUGUAUUGCGGUGGGAGGGGCAGGCUGCUCUGCCAGGCCAGGCCAGGCCCCUGAGCAACAAGCCCUUAGAUUUGGAAUGAAACUGAAUGGCUCCUGAGGGUUGAAAUACAGCUUGGCCCACAUGUCACAUGUCUGCGGUUCAGGCUUUUGAUGAUUUUGGCAGCUUCUCGCGCCACCAAAUGGGCUGUGAAGCCAGUCAGCCAUCUGGGUUGAAGGACACGGAACUUGGGAGUGGCGAGGGCAGUAUCUAUUGUGCCCUUCCGUGUAUCUGCCCUGCAGCCCGCACAGCUGAAGGAAGGGGCAAGGUAUUCCUCUGUGCUUUGUAUCUGCUGGGCUGGGCACUGUGCCGUUUCAUUUGGUCUGGGGGCUUAGGAAGGGCCUGGCUCAGAGGUGGGGGUGCCAUGUGUGACCAGUCCUUACAGGAGCUACUUCUGUUAUCCUUGUUUUACAGAUCAGCAAACAGGAACAGUGUGUUAAGUGUCACAGUCUGUAGGCUGGGAGUCUAGCUAGGGCUGGAGUUAAGCUCCUCACUUCUGCUUCUCUGCCCCUGGGUUCACCCAUGACCUCGUGAGUGAGUGCAGAUGUGAAUGUGCACUGUGGGAAAUCCACAGAGGCUGGGCUGGGCAGGCCUCUAGGAAAGUGACCAGCAGGGACUGAACAAUGGAGGAGAGUGAGCCGAGCAACGUGGGGGGAGAAGCUGGUCCCAGGCAGCGGAAACGACAAGCAGCGUGACCAAACAAGGGCAAGCAGCAGAGGGACAGAGAGGUCUUGCAGGUUCCGUUCAGGCUUUGGAUGAUGAUCUUCUCUGCUACCUGUGCAAGAAUUCAGACCGAGUGGCUAAGGAAGAGCUCUGACCCCUGCUCACUUGACCAAGUUAGGUCUCUGGGGUGGUGUGGAGGACAUUUCUUACUUAGAUAGUGGAUGGGUUUUGAGUUUGAAGUGCCUGUGAGGGAUAUCAUAAGUAAGCAAAUAGAAAAAGAAAAGACUAUGUCAGAGGGAGAGGUAUAGCCACCAGCAAAUAGAUGGUCAUCAGAUCUGUGGGAUAUCUAUGUGCUGGUGACUCAUGACUAUUCAGGAAGCUGAGAUCUUAGGAUCAUGGUUUGAAGCCAG